UAUAUAAUCAUAUAUCCAUGGAGGGUGAAGGAAGGUGGGAUUCUGACAUAAAGUUUCUAUUGGAGUUUGUUGUGUUUCAUGCGCAAGGACAAUGAGCUAAUUCCAAAGGAUGUGCCUAGAGGUCAUGUGGCAGUGUAUGUUGGGAAAGAGUUGAAGAGAUUUGUGAUCAAGAUAAUUUUGUUCAACCAUCCUCUUUUUCAGGCAUUGCUAGAUUGUGCAGAGGAAGCGUUUGCGUUUGCCACAGGCCCAAGACUAUGCAUCCCCUGCAAUGAGACGGUGUUCCUUCCCAAUCUUGAGCACGUUACUUCUAAACAAUAUCAAUGGUGGUCACUUUGUUUCUAAGGAUUUCAUGUUCAACUUUGGAAGUGCAAAGAAAAGAAGAAAUGCUGGCAUUAUGAUUCUAUUCUUUAUUAGUUGUCAUUUACAAUCACAUAUGGAGGUGGCCACUUUCAACUUUGUUAUCAUUUUUGUUUCUUUAUUCAUGUAUCUUUAUUUUCAAUAAAUUAAAAAUUUUAAU
This is a messenger RNA of Rubroshorea leprosula, 517 nucleotides long. Lineage: Eukaryota; Viridiplantae; Streptophyta; Magnoliopsida; Malvales; Dipterocarpaceae. The record is from the annotation of a GenBank genome assembly.